Molecule: messenger RNA, 876 nt
Organism: Erythranthe guttata (spotted monkey flower)
Lineage: Eukaryota; Viridiplantae; Streptophyta; Magnoliopsida; Lamiales; Phrymaceae
Gene: HVA22A
Product: HVA22 homolog A
Source: RefSeq, a predicted model, not a curated record
GAAUAUUCUUUUUUUUUUCUUUUCUUUUUUUGCUUUUCUUUCUUCUCUCCCUCCUAACUAAACUAUAACAGAACCCAAUUCCACCAGUACAGCAAGUAUUAUUACACCCUGCAGGCUAAAACCCUCUUCCCACAAACAUACAUUAAUUUGUUGUCAGAAAUGGGUGGUGGAUCUGGAGCUGAAAGUUUCCUCAAAUUACUCGCGCAGAAUAUCGACGUUCUUGCUGGGCCUGUGGUUAGUUUGGUCUAUCCUCUAUAUGCUUCGAUUAGGGCGAUCGAGACGAAAUCAUCGGUUGAUGAUCAGCAAUGGCUGACAUAUUGGGUUCUUUACUCAAUGAUUACUCUUUUUGAGCUCACAUUUGCAAAGCUCAUUGAAUGGCUUCCUUUCUGGUCAUACGCAAAGCUAAUAUUCACCUGCUGGUUAGUCAUACCGUACUUCAGUGGAGCAGCGUACGUUUAUGAGCACAUUGUGAGGCCAUACAUAGUCACUCGCCAAAAGAGUGUUAAUAUAUGGUAUGUUCCGAAUAAGAAGGAUGUAUUCAGACAGCCAGACGAUAUUUUAACUGCAGCGGAAAAAUACAUCGAAAAUAACGGGUCUGAAGCAUUCGAGAAGAUAAUUCACAGGACUAAUAAAGAGGCAACGUCAAAUUCGAACUUCUCCACGUUUUACGAUGACAACUAUAGGUACGAGGGUGACCAUAGGUACUAACUGUCUUGUGGUUUAGUAUUAUAUUGUACUGAUGUUUCUAUUUUCCUCAGCAUGUUUUUCGGAGCUAACUUGUCUUGUGUAUAAAUGCAAGUUGCUGAUGUAAUAAUAAUGUAAUGCAAGGAUAAUAUUGUAAUUUUCAAAUUCUAAUGAACGAACUUUUAUAAUCUA